AUGGGGAGGCAGGGGUUAAAGGGCCGAGAGCGUUAUGUGAAAGCUCUGGAAGAGCUGAAUAAAUACAACCCCAAAUACAUGGAGGACAUGGAACAAGUGUUUGAUACCUGCCAGGACUUUGAGAGGAAGCGACUCCGAUUCUUCAAGGACAUCCUGUUGGACUUCCACAAGCACCUCGACCUCUCCAACUGUGACAGUUUCCACACCAUUUAUCGAGACCUGUACCAGAGCAUCACAGCAGCCAAUGAGCAGGAAGAUUUACGCUGGUGGCAGAACACACACGGGCCUGGAAUGGAUAUGAGCUGGCCACAGUUUGAGGUGAGUGUCUGACCGAUGCUGCUGUGGUU
Chiloscyllium plagiosum (whitespotted bambooshark) is the source of this 347-nucleotide messenger RNA. The record is from RefSeq and is a predicted model, not a curated record. Lineage: Eukaryota; Metazoa; Chordata; Chondrichthyes; Orectolobiformes; Hemiscylliidae.